UCGACAACCUUCAAUCCUGUGGAGGAUCUUCCCAGCCUAGCUGGGAAAGUGGUGAUAGUAACUGGUUCCAGCAGAGGCAUAGGUUUCGCUACCCUCCAGCACCUUUCAAGAAUGGGAGCAAAGGUAAUUUAUAUGGCCGUCCGAGACUCUGGCAGAGCAAAAGAAGCGAUGGAACGACUAGAAAAAGAGGGACGUGGACCUGGUUUCGGAGAAGUCAUCUGGCAUGACCUUGAUCUCAAAGAUCCUCGCUCUGCCAAGGAAUCAGCAGAACGUUUCAUCGCUAGGGAAAGCAGACUUGAUAUCUUG
Messenger RNA from Desarmillaria tabescens, 306 nucleotides. RefSeq lists its product as uncharacterized. The record is from RefSeq and is a predicted model, not a curated record. The annotation marks the transcript as partial. Lineage: Eukaryota; Fungi; Basidiomycota; Agaricomycetes; Agaricales; Physalacriaceae. The transcript has 3 exons.